Hemibagrus wyckioides is the source of this 2823-nucleotide messenger RNA. RefSeq names its product ATP-sensitive inward rectifier potassium channel 1-like. Gene Ontology annotation, biological process: potassium ion import across plasma membrane; regulation of monoatomic ion transmembrane transport. Gene Ontology annotation, molecular function: ATP-activated inward rectifier potassium channel activity. NCBI's taxonomy places the organism in Eukaryota, Metazoa, Chordata, Actinopteri, Siluriformes, Bagridae. Bases 181 to 1302 code for a protein of 373 amino acids. The record is from RefSeq and is a predicted model, not a curated record. Gene Ontology annotation, cellular component: plasma membrane. The transcript has 2 exons.
AAGUUACACUCCAAGAGGGCGGAGCAAUAGGUAUGAUAUUGCCAUUAUCAAUUUACAUUUACUUAUCCAUUAAUCUUUUACUUACUGAUGAGAACGAGUGAGAAAGAUUGUGAAGAGACUAGAGGGAAGAGCAAAAAUAUUUUUUGAACUGCUAGCAGAUUGACUUUCUGUAUUUGAAAAAUGACACGCUCCUUGCACCAGUUCUUCAGAGACUACAUCGCAAAAUGGCACAUUUACAAAAACCGCCUGGUAGCCAAAGACGGACACUGCAACAUUGAAUAUGGCAACGUGGGAUACAGCAGUCGUUUCGCGUAUGUGCAGGACCUCUGGACCACCUUCGUGGAGAUCCGCUGGCGUUACGUUAUUUUCUUAUUUGUGGCCUCCUUCACUCUUAGCUGGUUCAUUUUUGGACUUAUUUGGUACUGGAUUGCUCAUGAUAAUGGUGAUCUUUGGUGGCAAAAUCCACCUUCAGACCAUAAGCCAUGCGUAUUUAAUGUUUUUGGCCUCACAUCUGCCUUCCUCUACUCACUGGAAACACAGGCGACUAUUGGUUACGGUCUGCGAGUGCUCAGUCCAUACUGCCCUGGUGCUGUCUCAGUAGUUAUUAUCCAGUCCAUCAUUGGUACACUUAUUAACUGCUUCUGGUGUGGACUUGUUAUGGCUAAAGUCGCUUUACCCAAGAAAAGAGCCAAGACUAUUACCUUCAGCAAAAUGGCAGUCAUUUGUCCCAAAAAUGCUGCCCUUUGUUUGCAGAUAAGAGUGGCCAACUUACGUAAAACCUUAAUGAUUGGAAGUCAACUCUAUGGCAAACUGCUUAGGACAACAGUAAAUCCAGAGGGUGAGACCAUCAUCCUGGACCAGGUCAAUAUUGAUUUUAUGGUCGAUGCUGGAAAAGACAACCUCUUCUUCAUUUGUCCAUUGACCUUGUAUCAUGUAAUCGACAAGGCGAGUCCAUUAUUUAAGAUCACUUCUGACACGAUGCUUCAGCAGGAGUUUGAAUUGGUGGUGUUUCUAGAUGGCACAGAUGAGUCCACCAGCUCCUCUUGCCAAGUCAGGACGUCCUACAUCCCUCAGGAAAUUAGGUGGGGAUACAAGUUCCUCCCCAUCAUCUCCCGCAGUAAAGAAGGAAAAUAUCGUGUGGACUUCUCUAAUUUUGACAAAGUGGAACCAGUUCCAACGGCACACUGCGCUCACUGCUUCUACAAUGGACCAUGCCAUCAUAACAAUCCCAGAAAUGGCACUGAUAACCAGGGUUUUGAAGUGAUUGAAAUAAUUGAUCAAAUCAAUGCUAAGGAAAUGUAAGAUGUUCACCAUAUGGCAUAUUUACUCUAUCUAUUAUGCUUUACAGCAAACAAAUGCAUAACAAAAACCUGUAUAAUAAAAAUAAGCAUUACUUAAAUAAAUUCCUUAGGUUUUAACAGAUCAAAACAAUCAACAUUAUAAAAGUAUUAAACUUAAUGACAAUAUUUAAUCCAUGAUCUAUGAUCAAUUCUGACUCUUAGCUUAAUAUAAUGAAACAAAACCUGUGCAAUGAAAUAUAACAAAAUUUAACAUGGCUAGUUUUACUGGUGGGUCUUUUCUUAUGUUGCUGUUACCUUGUGUUAUCAGAGUCACAAAGCUCUUUGUAUCCCUAUAUGAGCAUUGGAAACUUAUGUCCUGAUUUCUUUAAACUGAAAUGAGUCAAUAUUUUCAAGCGGUACCUUACAUUAGUUACUUACACUUUGACUAAAAUAAUAUAUAAUGUCAGCCAAUUAACAAAUGGUUGCUCAGUCAGUCAUGACUCAAGUUCCAAUAUCUUUUCCUGACAGCAAUAAAUUCAAUACACCUGCAAAAAUGUUGUGUCUACAAUCUAGCAUUCUAUAUAUUUUUACUCUAUUCGCCACUUUGAGCUGUAAUCAAGCAAGCACACUCAUGUCCUGUUAUAUGGGUGGAUGAGAAGUGGACCCACUGAAUUUUUAUUUUUGGUUCUCCAGUUCCCUUCCAUCACUUAUCUGCCUUGUUCCUUGUGAUAUUAUACAUCUAUCAAUCUCUUCUGUUUGCUGUUGAUUGUUAAUACUAUCCCUCUCUCUACUUUUAUCUAUAUAGAAAAUUGUCUGUAAAUAUAGACAUAGAAUGGAUUUAUAGAUUUAGAAUGGUUAAUGGUGCACUCCAAAAAUAGAGACUAGAUAAUAAUUUUAGGUGUGUUAUCUGUUUAAAGAAAAUAUUUGAUGUGGGUUUGUUUGUUUGUUUGUUUGUUUGUUUUUAUCUAAUGAUGGGCAUUUAAUGAAUAAAUAGAAAAAACUGUAAAAUCUAUACAUUUAUAAAAUUCUAACAAUGACUCAGUAAAUGUUUUGUUUUUGUUUGUUUUUAUUUUGUUUAGUUUUUUGUUGCUGUGGUUUUUGUUGUUGGUUGAUUUUUUGUUUGUUUGUUUGUUUGUUUGUUUGUCUGUUUUCUUUAAAUAAAAUUAUUAUGGCUACAUUCGUAGACAUUACAGAGCUGUAAAAUCUAUAAAUCUAUAAAAUUCCACCAAUGACUCAAUAAUUGUUUUGUUUUGUUUUGAUUUGUUUGUUAUUGUGGUUGUUGUUUGUUUGUUUGUUUGUUUGUUUUCUUUAAAUGGAAUUUUUACAGCAACAUUCCUAGACAUUCUGCCUUUGGAUAAAUAUCUUUAUGUUCUUUUCUGUAAUAUCAAAAUAUUUGUAAAAUGUAACAAUUAAAAAAACAUAAAUGUCUUUAGUAUUUAAGAUAUGACCUAAAUAUAUUUAUUUUAAUGCUAGUAAUUUAUGAGCCAAAACAAACAAACCAAAGCUGUGUAAAUGAAGUAAAAAUGAUCUGAAUUGACAUGAA